Molecule: messenger RNA, 1347 nt
Organism: Fusarium oxysporum Fo47
Lineage: Eukaryota; Fungi; Ascomycota; Sordariomycetes; Hypocreales; Nectriaceae
Exons: 2
Coding region: 1-1320 (439 amino acids)
Source: RefSeq, a predicted model, not a curated record
AUGCCUCAGACUGGUCCCUCAAUGUCCCCAGCACUGGGCGUCCGCCUUGAAGGAGACCUACAUUCAUAUUCCCCUGUUAUCCAUCGCGCAAAUAACACAUCUACUUACCGAGGCCGUUUCAAUCUCAUCUCCGAGCCUGCUUGCUCCCAAAAGAUCUUUCAAGGCCCGCUCCAUAUUGAAAGCGGCGGCGAUGAGCAGACAUGGCCGUUUGCAAUAACGCUGCCAAAGUAUGUUGACCCGAGAUACUUGCAGGGCGGGGGCCAAGACGAGAGUUUUUUACCUCUGGGCGCAACAGAUCACAUUCUACCAUCAACCUAUACACUUCGCUCCCUUGGAAACACUGAGGGUUUUAUCGAGUACUUUGUGAAAGCUACCCUGAGGGUCACCGGGCAAGGUCAUGUUAAUAUGACUGAAGCUGUCCUUCCGUUUGAUGUCAUCAACCUCAGCCCUGACCCUCCCAUAGCGGACUUUGCGCUUAAAGGUUCACGGAGCCGUCAGACCAUGUCGAGCUAUCGUCUUGUCCCAGGUAUGGAAGAUGUCAAGUUAUCAUUUUCCCAGAAGAUGAAGCAGUCUUUCAGCACUUCAAGUGUACCGGAAUUCGUCUACAAUCUCCUUGUUGAUGUGCCAACUGUCAUCCAACUCGACAACCCUACUCCGAUACCGUUCAAAUUACGCGUCGUUCCAGAUUUGAAUGGGACAAGCGAAAUUAUCAAAGAAAUCCCACAGAAGGUCAAAUUAUCAUCAGUUUCUAUUCGAAUUGUCAGCAGCACCGAGGUCAUCUGCGAAGGGACUCUGUAUCCCCAUACAAAGGAAAAACGCGAGGAGAUUGACCUGUGUGUUGAGAGUGCGAUAAGCAGAAUCAAGGACGACAUCUAUAUCCCCUGUACAGAUGAAUGGCCCUCACUCGAUAUUGGAGACAUAAUUGAUUUGCGUCUCGGACAAUUACGGCCUGGUUUUCCGCAUCGGCCAGGCGGUGGCUAUGUGCAAUUCAACCCGACUUUUACCACAUACAACAUUCGUCAUUCGCACAGGCUGACAUGGAAGGUCAUAGGUGAAAUAGCAGGAGAGCGCUUCAGCGCGUUGGGGACAGUGGCCUUAAAGAUUUUGAUGCCAAGUGACGAGCGAAGGCGGCUGGGUGAAAAGGAUUCAGUUCAAAGGGCCGAAACUGAAGCUGCAUCUGAUGGUGCACCAGGUCCGUCUCAAUUGCAAAGAAACGAGUCGUGGAUCCAGCCCCCGGAUGAAGAUGACGCACCCCCAAGCUUUACUGAAGUAGUCAAGGAAGACAAGGGAGCACACGUAGCAGAGAAGUCCAGCAAAUAGGCAGACAUGUAGUUCGGGAAUGUUAAC